CAGGGUCUCUCUUGAUAAUGGCUAUUGCAGUUUCUUCAAGGCUUUUGCUUGGCUUCAUCUUUAUUGUUCUUGAAGUGUUUCAGCCAGCAACUGCUUCCAGCAAUGUUAACAUUGUGUAUUUGGGAGAUAGAAACUUUGAUGAGUCUCAGCUAACUCAGGAUUUACACCAUGAGAUCCUCUCAAAUAUUCUUGGAAGCAAAGAAGCUGCAAAGGAAUCAAUUUUGUACAGCUACAAGCAUGGUUUUUCUGGAUUUGCUGCAGUUCUAACCGAGUCUCAAGCCAAGCUAAUUGCAGAUAUCCCUGGUGUUGUUCGAGUCAUUCCAAACAAGAUACUUGAUUUACAGACAACUAGAAGUUGGGAUUUUCUUCAAGUAAAGCCUUAUAUUGAGAAUGGAAUUAUUUCAAAGUCUCAUUCAGGUUCCGGGUCAAUCAUUGGCGUCAUUGAUACUGGCAUAUGGCCAGAAUCUGAAAGCUUCAGCGACAAUGGUAUGGGAGAGAUUCCGUCUGGUUGGAAUGGAAUAUGUCAAGAAGGAGAAGGAUUUAAUCACUCCAAUUGCAAUAGGAAAAUCAUCGGUGCACGCUGGUACAUUAAAGGGUAUGAAGCUGAAUUUGGGAAGCUGAACACUAGUGAUGGGGUUGAAUUCUUAUCUCCUCGAGAUGCUGUGGGCCACGGUACUCACACAGCAUCUACAGCAGCUGGUGCUCCAGUAAAAAAUGCAAGCUUUAUGGGUCUAGCUCAAGGAAUCGCUAGAGGGGGUGCUCCUUUAGCUUCUUUAGCUGUCUAUAAAGUUUGUUGGGCUACUGGUGGCUGCAGUUCAGCUGACCUUCUCGCUGCAUUUGAUGAUGCAGUCUCUGAUGGUGUGAAUGUGCUUUCAGUAUCCCUUGGUUCAUCCCCUCCGCUUUCCACUUAUUUUGAUGAUAUACUAUCAAUUGGUUCCUUCCAUGCUGCAGCAAAAGGGAUUGCUGUAGUAUGCUCUGCGGGAAAUUCUGGUCCUUAUCCUCAAACUGUCAUAAAUACUGCCCCGUGGAUUAUAACUGUUGCGGCUAGCACCAUUGAUAGAUCUUUCCCUACUGCUAUUACAAUGGGAAACAAUCAAACUGUUGUGGGUCAAGCAUUUUACACCGGAAGAAUGGAUAUGAACAAGUUUUACCCCAUUGUGUAUGGAGAAGAUAUUGCAAGCAUUGAUGCGGACGAAGACAGUGCCAGCAGUUGUGAUUCAGGAACUCUUAAUGCUACUUUAGCAAGAGGCAAAAUUGUUAUUUGUUUCCAAUCUCGGUCUCAGAGAUCAGUUGCAACUGCUGCCAGAACAGUAAUGGCAGUCCAGGGUGUUGGUCUCAUCUUUGCUCAGUUUCCUACAAAGGAUGUUCAAUUUUCCUUUGGUAUCCCAAGUGUCCUCGUGGACUUCGUGAUCGCUACAUCUCUGCUCACCUACAUGCAGGCAAGCAGAAACCCCUUAGUCAAAUUUAGCUUCACAAAGACAGUUAUAGGGCAACAGUUAUCACCAGAAGUUGCUUUCUUCUCUUCUCGAGGGCCUAGUUCCCUCUCUCCCUCAGUAUUGAAGCCAGACAUUACAGCUCCUGGGGUUAAUGUCUUGGCCUCCUGGUCUCCUGCUUCAUCCCCUGAUACAGAUAACAGCAUACCGCCACUUAACUUCAAAAUCGAGUCCGGAACCUCCAUGUCUUGUCCCCAUGUUUCUGGUAUUGUGGCUCUUCUAAAAGGUAAAUAUCAAACGUGGAGUCCUGCUGCAAUCAAGUCUGCACUGAUCACAACAGCUUCUCUGAAGGAUGAAUAUGAUCAAAUUAUAGUUUCUGAGGGAGCUCCUCACAAACAGGCUGACCCAUUUGACUAUGGAGGGGGUCAUGUCAAUCCUAAUAAAGCCAUGGAUCCUGGAUUAAUAUAUGACAUGGGAGUAUCAGAUUACGUUCAUUUCCUUUGUGGAAUGGGAUAUAAUAACUCUGCCAUCAGCUCAAUGACAAAGACUCAGACCAGAUGUUUCCGUAAAUCAACCGGAUUCCUUGUAAAUCUUAAUUUGCCUUCAAUCACCAUUCCAGAGCUUAAGAAGUGCCUAACUGUAUCAAGAACAGUAACGAAUGUUGGUCCAGUGAAUUCUGUCUAUACUGCUCGUGUUCAAACUCCGGCUGGCGCUACUGUGGGAGUCGAACCAUCAACUUUGACAUUUAAUUCUACUGUAAAGACUCUGAAGUUUAAGGUAACUUUUCGUUCCCAGCUCAGAGUUCAGGGAAGAUACUCGUUUGGAUAUCUGUUCUGGGAAGAUGGUUUACAUCAUGUUGUGAGAAUACCGUUGAUAGUUCGAACUGUCAUUGAUGAUUUUUAUUCCCAAACAUGAUCAUAGAAUGCCAUUGGCUGUAC
This is a messenger RNA of Pistacia vera, 2371 nucleotides long. Its product is annotated as subtilisin-like protease SBT3.9. The record is from RefSeq and is a predicted model, not a curated record. Lineage: Eukaryota; Viridiplantae; Streptophyta; Magnoliopsida; Sapindales; Anacardiaceae. The coding region runs from base 18 to 2348 and encodes 776 amino acids. Gene Ontology annotation, biological process: proteolysis. The transcript has 11 exons. Gene Ontology annotation, molecular function: serine-type endopeptidase activity.